Molecule: messenger RNA, 1367 nt
Organism: Cuculus canorus (common cuckoo)
Lineage: Eukaryota; Metazoa; Chordata; Aves; Cuculiformes; Cuculidae
Gene: MXD3
Product: MAX dimerization protein 3
Exons: 4
Coding region: 271-930 (219 amino acids)
Biological process (GO): regulation of transcription by RNA polymerase II
Molecular function (GO): RNA polymerase II cis-regulatory region sequence-specific DNA binding; DNA-binding transcription factor activity, RNA polymerase II-specific; protein dimerization activity
Source: RefSeq, a predicted model, not a curated record
CCUGUUGAUGGGCGAGGUCUAUAAAAGGCGUGGUCUCGCAAAGGGAGGCGUGAUCUAGAUACAGGGGCGUGGCUAGAGGCGAACCGUGGUCUCUAGGAGGCCGCGGGGCAGCGCGGCGGGCGUGGCGUCGAAUGUGGGCGUGUCUCCUCCCGCCGAUUCAAAUUUGAAGCACUCGCUUUCCCGCCUGAAGUUGUUUCCCCGCCGCGGCGACGUCACCGCCGCGGGGCCCGCGGCACCCAAUCGGGGCCGGGCCCGCCGCCGCCCGCCGCCAUGGCCUCCAGCAUCCAGGUGCUGCUGCAGGCGGCCGAGUUCCUGGAGCGGCGGGAGCGCGGUCCCGCGGGGCCCCGCCGCCCACCGGAGCUGGCAGAGGCCGAGCACGGGUAUGCCUCGCCGUGCCCCGGGAGGCCCCGCGGGGCCGUGGGCGGUGUCAGGUCGGUGCACAGCGCGCUGGAGAAGCACAGGUACCGGGGCGCGGCGGGGGAAGCGGCGGGGCGGGAGUGGCCGUGCCCUGCCCGGGCUGACGGCCGUGUCGCGUCCAGGAGAGCCCGGCUCCGGUGCUGCCUGGAGCGGCUGAAGCAGCAGGUGCCGGCGGGAGCAGGGCCGGCCCGGCCCACCACACUGAGCCUCCUGCGCCGCGCCCGGCUUCACAUCCAGAGGCUAGAGGAGCAGGAGCUGAGAGCGCGGAGAGACAAGGACCAGCUGCGUAACCGACAGCGGAGCCUGCAGCAGCGGCUGGAGCGGCUGCUCUCGCCCAGCAGCGGGGAACGGGCGCGGGCAGACAGCCUGGACUCAUCCCAGCUCUCGGAGCCCUCUGAGGGAGAGGAUGCUGAGAUAGAGGUGGAUGGCACAGUGUUUGGCGUGGACCUGCUGCCUGGCUUCAGCACCGGAAGGGACCACAGCUACUCCAGCCCCUGUGGCCCCACAUCAUGACAGCGCCCGCUGACGUCCCUGCACUGCUCUGCCUGCCUCCUCCCUGCCUGCCGCUGCCAGAAACACAGCCUCUGCCGGCUUCAUCACGGCUGCCUGGGGUAAGGGGCCAUGGGUAGGGGCAAGUGCCCAGCUUGGCCCCCCUGCUACCAAGCCGCUGAGCGGCAUCGGACACAGCGCUGAGCGCAUGGGGCUGGCACGGCACUGUGGCUCCCACAAGAGGGGCCGGCUGUCACAGAGACACCCUCUCGCCUCCCCUGUACACCCACAGACAGGCUGUGGGCCGGGGCUGCCCACCGUGGGUGCUGGGCAGCAUCAAUCCUGGCAGACACAGCUACAGGAGGGGCCCAGCCAGCCCUGGAGAAACAGGAAGGGGAAAUGAGCGCACUAAUGAACCUGCUUUCAUACUCCUGCAGCCACUCCGUUGUUUUGUACAUACC